UCCGCGCCGUCCGCCAUUUUAUUUUAAUGCUUCCGUUUCACUUUGUCACGGCUGGGUGCUUCUUGUAUGAAUUUUGAUUUUAUAUUGAUAUUUCUACGUACUUUAGGUGGUUAAACUCUCGAUUGUGAUCUAAUUGUGAUUUAAAAUGUUUUUGUUUUGGUAAACUUGCGAUCCAGGCCGGCGUUUUUUGGUAUUGUAGGUAACGGACAAGAUUCACCAUGAGUGUCAUCAUAAGACUACAGAACCUCCCGUGGUCUGCGAAUGCCCUGGAUAUUAGGAAUUUCUUUCGGGGCCUCUCGAUACCAGAGGGGGGUGUGCACAUCGUAGGAGGCGAGCUCGGAGAUGCGUUCAUUGCGUUCAGCACGGACGAAGACGCGCGCCAAGGCAUGAUGCUGGACGGCGGCAAGAUCAAGGAGAUCCAGGUCAAGCUGCUCCUUAGUUCUCGCUCCGAGAUGCACAAGGUCAUCGAGGCGGCGCGACAGAGCGUGCCCAUCCUGUCCCUAGCCCCUCCCGCCCCCGCCCCUGUCCCAACUCCAACCCCUGUCCCCACCCCUGUCUUACCCCCCACUAUCACCCCCUUCUCAACUGCGCUCGGCAACAAUCUCUCAAGCUUCGGCAUCCCCGGCAUAGGCAACCCCCACGAGAUCCCACAACCUGCUGUUAUAGAACCCCCCGCCCCCCUCGCCAGCCCUACCGCUGUCCCCAAUGGCGACGAGGAUAAAGAAGAUGAGAAACUCGAAAGAAAACGCAGCAGGGAAAAGGAUAGGCGACGAACGCGAUCGCGGUCCAGGUCCCGCGAUAAAGAUAGUAGGAAAGAACGCAAAAGAGAUCGCCGCGACCGCUCGCGGUCUAGAGAUCGACGCCGCCGCGACCGCAGCCGAGAUCGCAGUCGCAGUAGGGACCGCCGCGAUCGCAAAAGAGACCGCAAGGACCGCAGUCGCUCACGAGACCGCACGCCUACGAGGCGCUCGCGCGAUCGCCGCAACGAGCGUCGUUCGCCACGCAACGAGCAAUCGCAGGAGAAAGUUCCAGAGGUACAAAUCGUGGAGCCGCCGGUGGCCCCGCCCGCGCCCGUCAUCACCGCGAUGCACGCGGCGCAGCAGCAGAUGCAGCAGCAAAGCAUGAUGAACAUGAACAUGAUGAUGCCCAAUGGAUCCGCUUCUAACUCCAACGACGCGACGCCGAAUAGAUUCAACGAUCCUUCCCUGGCUGACGCGUUCAAUAAGCUGCAGGAACUGGGCAAAAAGCGCAACCCCAAUGCGUUCCAGGGCGAUUCGAGUCCCCAAAACGGCGGGAGUAGAUUCCAGAAUAGCGGCCGUGGGGGCGCGACGACCGCACGCGGCGGCGCAAACUUCCGCAACAACAGACAGUCGCGCUUCGACAGCGAGCCGCAGCGCGACUGCUGCGUGGCCAUCCGCAACGCGCCCAACCACACCAGCUACGGCGACGUGCGCCGCUUCUUCCCCUUCAUGAUCGACAAGCACGGCAUCAAGAUGAUCAACGACAACCUCGGCCGCCGCACCGGCAACAUCUUCGUGCGCUUCUGCGACGCGCGCUCGCGACAGCUCGCCCUCCAGCGCAAGAACAACGAGCUCAAGGGCGCCGACGUGGCCGUGGAGCCCCUCGACGACGCCGCCUACGAGUCCGCCGUCGAUUCCUUCCUGCCCUACCGCGACGACGACGCCGACGCGCUCGUCAUCGCCGACGACGAGCCGCGCCUCGUCUACAGCGUGCUCAAGCUCACAGACCUGCCGCACUUCGUCAAGGAGCACGACAUCAUCAAGGCCUUCGGCGACUACUCGCUGCUGUCCAUCAUGCUCAACGACUGCCGCCAGACGCGCACCAAGGUCGCCUUCGUGCAGUUCGUGAAGGCCGACGACGCGCGCCAGGCCUUCGACCGCAAGGAGCGGUACAUUUUCGGGCGUCGCCAUCCGACGAUCGUGCCUGUGACCGAUGAAGACUACGAGAAGGAGAAGGCGCAGAACGACCGCAUGCCGGAGAUCAAACCGGCCGCCUCGCCCGUCGUCGAGCCCGCGCCCGAGGGCCCGCGGGACCCGCGCCAGCGCCGCCAGUUCGACGCCGGGCCCCGCGCGCCGCAACCAGCACCUGCUCAGAACGCGCCGUUCUUCCCGGGCCCGUUCCCUCAGCAGAACUUCGCCGGCGCCGGCUUCGGCGGCCCGCAGUACGGCGGCUUCCCGGGGCCCGGCGCGAUGGACCCGCGCACCGCCGCCGCCAACUGGGCGACGCGGCCCGGCGGCCCGAUGAGCGGCGGGCCGAUGGGCGCCGGCCCCGGCCCGAUGGGCCCGAUGCAGGCGAUGGGCGCGAACGCGAGCCCGGCGGACGACGACGCGCUCGACUGCGUGCUCAUGAAGGGUCUCCCGCGCGCCGCCACCGACCGCACCAUCGUGACGUUCCUGGCGGACACCGGCGCCGUGCCGACGCGCAUCCACCUGAUGCUGGACGCGGCCGGGCUGCCGUCCGGCGACUGCUUCUGCGAGUUCCGCGCGGCGGCGGAGGCUCGCCUGGCCGCCGCCAAGCACGGCCGCGAGCUGGACGGCUGCCGCGUCACCGUGGACCUGGUGCCGCGCGGCGUCGUGCAGGAGGCGCUCGAGGGCCCGCGCCAGCCCGAGGGCCUGCUCGGCAGCGCGCCGCAGCAGCCGCAGUUCUACGACGCGCCCCGGGGAGGAUUCGCGCCGCGCGGCGCCUUCCGCAGCCGGGGGGGCUUCGACGCCGGUCGGGGUGGGUUCGACAACGGCCGCGGGGGCUUCGACAACGGCCGGGGCGGCUUCGACGGCUCGCGCGGCGGCUACCGGGGCGGCUUCGACCAGGGCCGCGGCCAGUACCGCGGGCGCGGCGGCUUCGACCGCGGGCGGGGCGGGUUUGAGCGCGGACGCGGGCGCGGCUUCGCGGGGCGCGGGCGGGGCGGGGGCGGCGGGGGCGCGCGCGACGACGAGGACCCGGCGCUGGAAGACUUCGGCGCGCCGGGCUGCGUCGUGUCCAUGGAGAACGUGCCCUUCCGCGCGUCCAUCGACGAGAUCAUGCAGUUCUUUGGCGAGUUCGAGCUGACGACCGAUGACGUCAUCCGGCGGUACAACGAGCGCGGGCAGCCCACGGGCGACGCGCGAGUCGCCUUCCGCACGCCUUUCGAUGNUUUUGAUGCGCAACGCGCGUUAAAAACCCGCCACAUGGACACGAUCCACGACCGCCGCAUCAGCCUGACCAUCCUAUAACAGGAGGCCCCCGGGGGCCCCGCGCCCUCCGACUCGGACGAAGACUGUGUAAAUAAUUAGUGUAAUUCUAG
Molecule: messenger RNA, 3301 nt
Organism: Ostrinia furnacalis (Asian corn borer)
Lineage: Eukaryota; Metazoa; Arthropoda; Insecta; Lepidoptera; Crambidae
Product: RNA-binding protein 12
Exons: 3
Coding region: 219-3230 (1003 amino acids)
Molecular function (GO): RNA binding
Source: RefSeq, a predicted model, not a curated record